AUGGCCGAUACCACCACCACCACCACCACCACAAUUCCACCCUUUGAGCAUACCCCCCUCGAGGACAUUGCUUCGACAUGUGCAACUGUUCGGGCCAGCUUCCUUGCGCACAAGACGCGGCCGCUCGAGUUCCGCAUCCGACAGCUGCGCAAGCUGUACUGGGGCUUCAAGGACAAUGAGGCGCUCGUCAUCGAAGCGUGCAAGCGUGACCUGGGCAAGGCAGAGUUCGAGACAUACCUGACCGAGUUCUCCUGGUGCAUGAACGACUGCGUGUGGAUGGCCGACAACCUCACCCGCUUCGCCCAGGACGAGAAGCCAGCCGACAUUCCGCUGACGAACCGGCUGGUGGGCCCGCGCAUUCGCAAGGAGCCGCUGGGUGCUGCCCUCAUCAUCGGAGCCUUCAACUUCCCCAUCCAGCUGACAAUUGGGCCCUUGAUUGGCGCCAUCGCAGCGGGCUGCACCGCCGUCAUCAAGCCCUCGGAGGCGGCGCCCCAUGCGGCCGUCGUCAUGGCCAAGAUCAUGCGCGAGUCCCUCGAUGGCAGCUGCUACGCCUGCGUCCAGGGCGCCCCAACGUCGGCAAGAUCAUCGCGAAGAAGGCGGCCGAGACACUGA
This is a messenger RNA of Plenodomus lingam JN3, 612 nucleotides long. The record is from RefSeq and is a predicted model, not a curated record. NCBI's taxonomy places the organism in Eukaryota, Fungi, Ascomycota, Dothideomycetes, Pleosporales, Leptosphaeriaceae.